AUGGACAGUAAAGUCAGCGACGGAACUUUCCUUCACAUUAGCCCUCCGGCAAGUAAGAAGUUCUGCAGCUCCUCACAGGGCAUCAAUGGAAACUUGCUGGACGAGAAAUUACUGCGUGUUUUCCAUGGACACUCACUCUCAAAGUUCGACGAAGAGGAUGAUUCAGGAAUUAAAUCAGAAGCAGAGGACAGCAACGAGACUCCAUCCUCCGAGGAGGAGCAGGAGCUUCUGGAAUAUUCCCAGGACCAUCCCUUCAAGCAAAGCUCUGCCAGGAGGAGCAUCACGCAGGUCAUUAAGGACAAGAAGAAACAGACACAGCUCACCCUGCAAUGGCUGGAGGAAAACUACAUUGUGUGUGAGGGUGUGUGUCUGCCUCGCUGCAUCCUGUACGCCCACUACCUCGACUUCUGCAGGAAGGAGAAGCUGGAGCCAGCCUGCGCUGCCACCUUCGGCAAGACGAUCCGCCAGAAGUUUCCUCUCCUCACCACCAGGCGACUAGGCACCAGAGGUCACUCAAAGUAUCACUACUAUGGUAUUGGGAUCAAGGAGAGCAGUGCCUACUACCACUCUGUUUACUCAGGAAAGGGCUUGACGAGAUUUUCAGGCAGCAAGCUCAAGAAUGAGGGAGGGUUUACCAGGAAAUAUUCCCUCAGUUCUAAAACUGGAACGUUGCUCCCAGACUUCCCCAGUGCACAGCACCUGGUUCUCCAAGGUUCCAUCUCCAAAGACAAGGUCGACACCCUGAUCAUGAUGUACAAAACACACUGUCAGUGCAUUCUGGACAACGCCAUCAAUGUCAACUUUGAGGAGAUCCAGAACUUUCUCCUCCACUUCUGGCAGGGCAUGCCAGACCACCUCCUCCCGCUGCUGGAGAACCCUGUGAUAGUGGACAUCUUCUGUGUGUGUGAUUCCAUCCUCUAUAAGGUGCUCACUGAUGUUCUGAUCCCUGCUACCAUGCAGGAGAUGCCUGAGAGUCUCCUAGCAGACAUCCGUAACUUCGCCAAGCACUGGGAACACUGGGUGAUGACAUCUUUAGAGAACCUUCCAGAAGACCUUGCAGCAAAGAAGCUCCCUAUUGCACGGCGUUUUGUCUCCUCGCUAAAACGACAGACCUCUUUCCUGCAUCUGGCACAGAUUGCCCGCCCGGCUCUGUUUGACCAGAAUGUGGUGACCUCCAUGGUUGUGGACAUCGACAAGGUGGACCUGAACAGUAUUGGCUCGCAGGCCCUCCUCACUGUCACCCCGGGAGACCAAGAUCAAGACCUGUACUCUGAAUAUGACUCCAUAGCCGUGUUCCAGGAGCUGAAGGACCUUCUGAAGAAGAAUGCCACAGUGGAGUCGUUUAUCGAGUGGCUUGACUCGGUGGUGGAGCAGAAGGUCAUCAAGCCGGGGAAACAGAGUGGGCGGUCUGUGAAGAGGAGAGCGCAGGACUUCCUGCUGAAAUGGAGCUUCUUCGGCGCGAGGGUCAUGCACAACUUGACACUUAACAACGCGUCCAGCUUCGGCUCCUUCCACCUCAUCCGGAUGCUGCUGGAUGAGUACAUCCUGCUGGCCAUAGAGACCCAGUUCAACAACGACAAGGAGCAGGACCUGCAGAAUCUCCUGGAGAAGUACAUGAGGAACGCAGAUGCCAGUAAAGCCGCAUUCACAGCCUCCCCUAGUUCCUGCUUUUUGGCCAAUCGGAACAAAGCUGUGACCAGUGACCCAUCCGUGAAGAACGAGUCUCUGCCAGAGCAUGCCUACAUGAGCCUUACAGCCAACCAGCAGCAGGGACUGGCCAGCAUGGUGGUGUACCAGGGGGCGGAGUCAGACGGCUUCUCUCUCGCAGGAGGACAGAUGGACUUCUCCCAGACCAGCGGCCCUCUAAUGACACCUCCCAUCUCACCAGCGCUGGUCCACCGGGGCAGUGUCAUCAACCAGGGCCCCAUGGCCACCAGAGCCCCUACCUCCUGCCCCCCCACCUCCUCCUGCUCCUCCUCCGCCUCCCUCCAGGCCCCCCUUCCCUCCUGCCAAGCCUACCUAGACUCCCAGUACCAGAGCCCGGGCCCUGGAAGCCCCGGCUACUUCCCCCCAUCCACCUCCAGCUACCAGGCAGGGUUCAGACCCCACCCUCACACCCAGACCCAGACUUACCUCAGCCAGCCCCGCUACCCCUCCUACAGCGACCAGGCCCUGGGGAAGGAGUACUUCAAUAGCAGCUGCUCCGUGUCGUCCUACGACUCUCCCCGGCCCGUCCAGGGAUACAAUACCGGGUCUGGGCUGGCAGACCCAGGCAUGGAUGCUGGGGGGGUCCAGCUGCUGGAGGUGGAGGGGUACAACUUUGUAGGGGCAGGGAUGAAUGGUGUGGGGUGUCAGGGACAGUACUCUGGGUCUGGACACUCUGGUUACUACGGCGGCGGUUACCUUGACAGCCAGCGGCUGGUGGAGCAGCACGUGUCUGUGAUCAGCAGCGUGAGCAGCCUCCGCCCCCUGCCGCCCUACGGCCAGCUGCACGACCCGCUCAGCCUCCUGGCCCCGCAGGGACGGAGGACGGCCACACAGUACUACCCCGAGGCCGACCCCAUGGGGGGGCACCCACACGCCCCGCCCCUCUCGACGUCAAACUCCACCCCUUGCAUAUAUGGAGGCCCCGCCCAGUUCCACUCCCAGGAUGCACUGCUUCCCCAUCGCAUGACGUCCGAGGUAGGGGGCAUGUCCUCACUGCCUCCCAUCAACACAGUGUUCCUGGGGGCCGGGGGAGGAGGGGCCGGGGGUGGGCAGGGGUGA
Molecule: messenger RNA, 2766 nt
Organism: Hypomesus transpacificus
Lineage: Eukaryota; Metazoa; Chordata; Actinopteri; Osmeriformes; Osmeridae
Gene: rfx6
Product: regulatory factor X, 6
Exons: 19
Coding region: 1-2766 (921 amino acids)
Biological process (GO): regulation of transcription by RNA polymerase II
Molecular function (GO): RNA polymerase II cis-regulatory region sequence-specific DNA binding; DNA-binding transcription factor activity, RNA polymerase II-specific
Source: RefSeq, a predicted model, not a curated record